CGUCAGCGGAGUGUCAGCUGACCGGAAGUGCUGCCGCCGCGCGCUGGAGUGUCAGUGGCCGUCCUGCUGAACGCUGAGGGGGAGAAAUGGCUGACACCAUAGCUGACACACGAAGGCUAUUCACCAAGCCUCAGAACCUCAACGACGCGUAUGGACCUCCGAGUAACUUUCUAGAGAUUGACGUGAGCAACCCUGAGACGAUGGGGGUGGGCAGGGGCAGGUUCACCACCUAUGAGAUCAGGCUGAAGACCAACCUGCCCAUCUUCAAGCUGAAGGAGUCUCGCGUGCGCCGACGUUAUAGUGACUUCGAGUGGCUCCGAGCAGAGCUGGAGAGGGAGAGCAAGGUGGUGGUGCCCCCGCUGCCGGGGAAGGCCCUGGCCCGACAGCUGCCGUUCCGGGGGGACGACGGGAUAUUUGAUGACUCUUUCAUCGAGGAGAGGAGACAGGGUCUGGAGCAAUUCCUCAACAAAGUGGCCGGUCAUCCCCUGGCCCAGAACGAACGUUGCCUGCACAUGUUUCUACAGGAUGAAUCUGUGGACAAGAACUACACCCCGUCCAAGAUCCGACCCGCCUAGGAGAGCCACGCCAUGCCUGGAAGUGGCCCCGGGCGUGCACGACAACCCCAAACCAAACGCUCUCGCCCCAGACCACACCUCCUGGACCACAAACAUUUCAACCCCCCACCCCUCCUCUGUCACCUCCUCCCUGUUCGACUCUUAGACAUCCCAAACCUUGUGCUCGUCUGUCCCACUUUGUAACCCCAAUCGUUCGUAAAAAAAGAUGUCUGACAAAUUAUGCCUGCUAGGUGAAAAUGAGAAAACAGUUGUUGAUGUUGUUGUUGUUGUUUCUCCCGCUGAAAUCUAUUUAUCAGUACGGUGCGUCCUUCAUUGUUUUAAUUUUCGUUUCCAUGGCGACAACACAAAGGUCAUCAUCUCUUAUUACAGAAGUACACACACACUAUUUUGAUGGGUCACGCACCACAGCCACGCAUUACCAGGCGUGGCUCAGUUACUGAACUAUUAGUGUCUAAACCAGCACCUUCCUUGUUUCAUGUAGUGGUUUUCUAGCGAGUGAAGAGUAAUAUACUUGGGGGUUGGGGGGGAGGGGGGUGGGAGUGGGACCUGCAGUAUUUCUACGGGCUAUAUGCAUUUUGAGAUUUGUAUACUGCUGUGCCAUUUUCUUUAUUUCGAAAGUUUUUAAAUAAACCGGUCAAAUCCACUGAUGCACAA
Messenger RNA from Gadus morhua (Atlantic cod), 1229 nucleotides. It is a transcript of the gene snx3, whose product is annotated as sorting nexin 3. Gene Ontology annotation, biological process: late endosome to Golgi transport; endocytic recycling. The transcript is spliced from 4 exons. The coding region runs from base 87 to 575 and encodes 162 amino acids. The record is from RefSeq and is a predicted model, not a curated record. NCBI's taxonomy places the organism in Eukaryota, Metazoa, Chordata, Actinopteri, Gadiformes, Gadidae. Gene Ontology annotation, cellular component: retromer complex; early endosome membrane. Gene Ontology annotation, molecular function: phosphatidylinositol-3-phosphate binding.